UGUACUUGAGCCGUUUGAAACUCAGUCAGUACUUCCCCCUGCACAUCUGGACCCCUGAGUUCACAAAGAGGUGGGUGGAAACAAUAGAGGCAGCCCCAGGCCAGGAAAAAGUUCCGUUGAAAUGCAAAUCUGCCGGGUGAGUCUGGUUCCAGCCGCCAGCCUAGGUGGGUUCCCUGAGCCCUGCAGCCUCCCACCUGCUGUCACUCUGGCACGAGGGGGCGGGGCGUUCACGACUGUCCAAUCAGAGGAGCCGCUGGCGCAGGUGGGUGAGGCCAUGGACUGGACUUCUUGUGAAGGCGGCUUCCGGCUGCUGCCGCGCUGCAGGGGAGGUGUUGUCUCACCUACGGGUCCUGGUGGCUCUGCCGCAGCCUCUGUAGCGCUGUGACCUGCACUGGCCGUGGGGGUCGUAGGAAGGACUCGGGGGACCCAGGAGCCCUAGAAAUGGACUCAGUGGCCAUUGAGGACGUGGCUGUGAACUUCACCCCAGAGGAGUGGGCUUUAUUGGAUCCUUCACAGAAGAAACUCUACAGAGAUGUUAUGUGGGAAACCUUCAGGAUCCUGGCCUCAGUAGGAAUAACAUGGGAAGAUUGUGAUCUUCAAGAUCAGUACAAAGACCAGGGGAGAAAAGUAAGAGAGCAUAUGGUAGGGAGAGUCUGUGAAAGUGAAGAGGAUAGUCAGUGUGGAGAAAAUGUCAGCCUUCUUCCAAAUCUGAGUCUGAACAAGAUAACUACAGGAGCUAAACCGUGGGCAUGCAGUGCAUGUGGAAGAGCCUUCACGCGUCAUUCAUCCCUUAAAACGCACAUUAGAUGUCACACUGAAUGUAAAACAUAUGACUAUCAAAAAUAUGGAGAGAAGCCAUAUAAAUGUAAGGAAUGUGGGAAAGCCUUCACUUAUCUCAGUUUACUUCAAAGACAUGAAAGAACUCAUACUGUAGAGAAACUGAAUGAAUGUAAAAAAUGCAGUAAGGCAUUUGCGUCUUCCAGUUCACUUCAAAUACAUGGAAGAACUCACACUGGAGACAAACCCUAUCAAUGUGAAAUAUGUCUUAAAGCCUUCAGUUCUACCACCUCUCUUUCAAAACAUGACAGAACGCACACAAGAGGGAAACCCUAUGAAUGUAAAAAAUGCAGUAAAGCAUUCACUUGUUCCAGUUCUCUUCAGAGACAUGAAAGAAUUCAUACUGGAGAGAAACCCUAUGAAUGUAAAAAAUGCAGUAAAGCAUUCACUUGUUCAGGUUCUCUUCGAGUUCAUGAAAGAACUCAUACUGGAGAGAAACCCUAUGAAUGUAAAAAAUGCAGUAAAGCAUUCACUUAUUCCAGUUCUCUUCGACUUCAUGAAAGAACUCAUACUGGAGAGAAACCCUAUGAAUGUAAAAAAUGCAGUAAGGCAUUCACUUGUUCAGGUUCUCUUCGAGUCCAUGAAAGAAGUCACACUGGAGAGAAACCCUUUGAAUGUAAAAUAUGUCGUAAAGCCUUCAGUUAUACGAGUUCUCUUUCAAAACAUGAAAGAACUCAUACAGGAGAGAAACCCUAUGAAUGUAAAAACUGCAGUAAAGCAUUCACUUGUUCCAGUUAUCUUCGAAAACAUGAAAGAACUCACACUGGAGAGAAAUCCUAUGAAUGUAAACAAUGCAGUAAAGCAUUCGCUUGUUCCAGUUAUCUUCGAAAACAUGAAAGAACUCACACUAGAGAGAAAUCCUAUGAAUGUAAAGAAUGCAAUAUAGUCUUCACUGCUUCCAAAUAUCUUCUAGUCCAUUUAAGAAGUCACACUGGAGAAAAAGCCUAUGAAUGUGAGGAAAGUGAGAAAGGCUUUAGUUCUCAUGCAAACUUUUGAGGAUAUGAACAAAUGCACACUAGAGGUAAAACCAGGUAGAUAGAAACAAUUUGGGACUUUUGUCAUUGCACUUCUUUCUUGAAGGCAUGAAAGGCCUCACUGGAUUAAAACAUCUUGAAUGUUCAGAGCAUGAGAAAGACUUCAGUUGGCCUACACCCUUCUAUGUGAAACUCCCACCAAAAAGAAACGUAAAUGUAAGUCAUAUGACAAAGCUUCAUGGAAAUUAAUUUGUAUGUGAGGUUCUAGAAAACUUUCAACAGGAAAGAGUCGUUAUCAAAGUGGUAAAUAUAUUGUAUUGAUAAAUACCCCUACUUAAAGUGCAAGAUUAGACUGGAUUUCUAUAAAUUACUUCAUAAAUAAAUAUUGAGGUGAGAUGAUUCUGCUAGUCAUCCUUCAUAAAUAGUAAAUAAGAUUCAUAGGUAGUUCAUUUCUCUUAAAUCAGUUAGUUUUUUAUCUUUAGUUUUUUUAAUACUGUGUUAAUUGUUCUGUGUUAAGGGGGUAUAGAAACAUGACAGUUUGUAUUUGUUGUGAUUUUCUUACUGGCCUUGUAUUACAGUUCCUGCAUGUUCCUCAUCCAUUGUACAUAUUGUACAUGUUUCAGAGAAAGCGCCUUUUUGGGGGUGUUGGGUGGAGGAGGCUGUUUUUAUUUUGUGUACUAUUAAACAGUUGGGAAACAAUUUAUGUGUGGCAAGUUUAUCCAAGAGUGUACUUCCUGUGAAUUGUUAUUUUCCUAUUUGGGCCUUUGCUGUUUGUCCUUCCUUCUGACUGGUAUUGGGUGAAUAGACUUUGAAUUAAGUAGAGGCCUGUGGCAGGCAACAAAAUCUAGAGCUGGACACAUCACCCCUGUACUGCAUUAUGUCAGUGAGGGUAAUCUGAAGAGCUAGAUCUUUAAGAAUCCACCCCAUUGCUGGCUCCUUGUUGGAAUUCCCCAAUGGCCUCACUUGCAUGAGAUUUGGAAGGCAGAAGCACACAAAGCCUUAGGCCAAUUUUCGAGCCACCACUCAGCGAGUUCCAUAGGAGCUUCAAGGACACCAUCUUCCAUCCUUUUUUUUGCAUUCUUUGCCCUUCUUGUCAAGAGUAUCUUGAAAAGCACCAAGAAUUAGUUGAUUUCCAUUUUGUUAGAGAUGCAUUUUCCACCAGUUUCACAUCAAAGAUCCAUUGGAGUUAGGGUCUUUCUCUAAGGCCUCUUGUGUCCACCAGGAAGCUAAUUCAUACCUUUGUGGUUGGGAGUACUCUCUGAUUCCCCUUUUAUCUUGAUGAUAAUGAAAUAAGGUCUAAUGUGUAUAGGAAACACCUUUGCUGUUCAUAGUGCUAGUGAGCACAUUUUCCUGCUUCACCAUGGCAUCUCCAAUGGGACAUAAAAAGAAGAACCUCUGAAUUUGUUUCUCUGCUGCCUUGUGCAGCAGCUGCCUUGACCCAGUUUUUUCAUGUGAGAACAAUCACCUUUCUCAUGUUGGGAAGACUGUGUGUGUUUCUUGUUACGUGUAGCUUGAAUGUAUUCCCUUGGUGUGUUGUCAGUGACGUUUGAGUAUAUGUCAAUAAAACUAUGUCCAUCUAUUUGGGAAAUGAACACUUCUCUAGUUGUUUCAUUGAUAUGUUUUAUCAACUGUUCCAGUCCAUCCUGUGUUAAUAUUAUUGUGGAUUUCAUUUUUACAGACUAUGAUAAUAUCCAUUUUUGAUUAUGGAUUUUCAGAUAUACUUUGCAAGGUUCUUCAUUUAAUCAUUAUACAUUUUGAGUCAAUUUUAUCAUGUGCAGACCAAUUCAGGGAUUUCUUCAUCAGGCAAACUGUAUUUCUUAUUCUUUUACAGUUACAGUUUUUGUCAUGAAAAUAAUUUCUCAUGCAUUUUUAAGCCAAAAAUUAACCAUCAUGUAUCCUACACAAUAUUUUCAAUAUCUCCUUUAGACUCAGCUGAGGCCUUUGAGUUUAGGUAAAUUGUGAGACAGUGCAAACCCAGCCAGGGAAAUAGGACCACUGUGCCACUCUGAAGCCUUUCCUUCUCUGAGACUGUGCUCUUGCUGGUACCGUCACCGUCCCUCACAAGCCAUGCAGUGUGGAGUCAGUGUACACACUGUAGCAGAGCUGAGACACAGUAGGAUCUGGAUACAGAGCAUGAAACAGACAAGUUCUGGCAGUCCUGGUGCUUCCAUGUUUGUGGAAAAGCAGAAGUGACGGAUGCAGUGAAGCUCUGUCUUAUAGAAUACAAUUAAGUCCUUUGAAGAAAAGUAAAAAAUAGCAUUGAGCUAAUAGGGAGGCUCAGGUGUGUUUAUAUCUUUUCUGUGAGGGUAGGAGUGAGUGAGGAUGUCAUUAUUGUUAUCUGGGACUUGAGACUUCCUAUUGAUCUAAGCCCCAGAUAUUUGUAUUGUCUUUUGUUUUUAAUGUCAUUUGAGAGGAUUUUUAUAUUACCAUUAAAUAUUUAACAUGUUA
Messenger RNA from Equus caballus (horse), 4259 nucleotides. RefSeq names its product zinc finger protein 709-like. Gene Ontology annotation, biological process: regulation of DNA-templated transcription. The record is from RefSeq and is a predicted model, not a curated record. NCBI's taxonomy places the organism in Eukaryota, Metazoa, Chordata, Mammalia, Perissodactyla, Equidae.